Messenger RNA from Carassius auratus (goldfish), 7413 nucleotides. Its product is annotated as connector enhancer of kinase suppressor of ras 2-like. The record is from RefSeq and is a predicted model, not a curated record. Gene Ontology annotation, biological process: regulation of signal transduction. The transcript has 21 exons. Bases 557 to 3655 code for a protein of 1032 amino acids. NCBI's taxonomy places the organism in Eukaryota, Metazoa, Chordata, Actinopteri, Cypriniformes, Cyprinidae. Gene Ontology annotation, molecular function: protein binding. Gene Ontology annotation, cellular component: cytoplasm; membrane.
CGAGUCAAAUUCACUUUGCCGCACCACCCACAGGAGGAGCGCGCGCCCAAUUGAAUCAAAGCUCGCCGCUGCGUUUGGAAGCAACGUUCACUUGAGUCCCCGUGGGUACGCAGCACAUUUCUCUCUGUCUUACUCUAUAUACUCACUAGUCCACCUCUGAAAGGUACAGACCCCUAAAGAGGAGAAGAAAACGAAGGGAGGGGAAGGAAGAAACAGGAGAGACUGCAGUUGGUGCAUGGCAUGAAGACGCGACUGUUGGGGACCCGGCUGAGCAUGGCACAUUAUGCCAGGAUAAGAGCAGAUUCGGGCUCUUAGAUAUGGGUUUUUAUAAUAAGAAACCCUUAAGUUUGCAGGAGUAACGGGUUAGGAAUGCGCUUGAUGUCGUUCGCUGUGACGCUUUGGAUGCGCAAAUCUGGAUGGGAUGAAAUCGCGUAACCGGGAGCCAAAUCUAGGCGCUUAACGUAAGACCACCGAUCUGAGCUCCCCAGAGCUGCGUUAAACCAAUUCUUCUGCCCCUCGCAGCCGUGUUAAGGGGGCAACCACAGAAAGUUUCGCGAUGGCUCUCGUCAUGGAACCUGUUAGUAAAUGGAGCCCCAGUCAAGUUGUGGACUGGAUGAAAGGUCUGGAUGACUGUUUGCAGCAGUAUAUAAAGAACUUUGAACGGGAGAAGGUAGGAGGUGACCAGCUGCUGAGGAUCACCCAUCAGGAGCUGGAAGAUCUGGGGGUGUCCCGCAUCGGACAUCAGGAGCUGAUCCUGGAAGCUGUGGACCUGCUGUGCGCUCUGAACUACGGGCUGGAGACUGAAAACCUGAAAACUCUCUCUCACAAGCUCAAUGCCUCUGCCAAAAACCUGCAGAACUUCAUCACGUGCCGCAGACGCAGCGGUCAUUACGAUGGCCGGACGACUCGUAAGCUGCCCAACGAUUUCCUCACAUCAGUGGUGGACCUCAUUGCUGCUGCUAAGAGCCUUCUAGCCUGGCUGGAUAGGUGUUACUUCUUUUGCAGGUCACCAUUUGCUGCUGUUACAGAUUAUUCCAUGACCAGGAACAACGUGAUUCAGCUGUGCUUGGAACUAACUACCAUAGUACAGCAGGACUGCACCGUCUAUGAAACUGAAAAUAAGAUCCUCCAUGUGUGUAAGACAUUGUCUGGGGUAUGUGACCACAUCAUCUCACUGUCAUCAGACCCACUGGUCUCCCAGUCGGCACAUCUGGAAGUGGUACAACUGGCUAAUAUCAAACCUUCAGAGGGUCUGGGAAUGUACAUCAAAUCCACAUAUGAUGGUCUUCACGUUAUCACAGGAACCACCGAAGGGUCUCCAGCAGAUCGCUGUAAAAAGAUCCACGCAGGUGAUGAGGUCAUCCAGGUGAACCAUCAGACAGUGGUGGGCUGGCAGUUGAAAAACUUGGUAAACUCUCUGCGCGGGGAUCCUGCCGGUGUGACAUUGACCUUGAAAAAGCGUCCCCAGAGCACUCUCACCUCUGCCCCAGCCCUACUAAAGAACAUGAGAUGGAAGCCCCUGGCCCUGCAGCAGCCAGUCAUUCCCAGGAGUCCGACCAGCAGCUCGGCCACGCCCACAAGCACCAUCAGCACACCCUCCAAGCGUGAUAGCUCCGCCCUCCAAGACCUGUAUAUCCCGCCCCCUCCAUCCGAGCCGUACACACCCAGAGAUGAGAAAGGCAUUGUCCCGGGGGAUGUUGGGGUACCAAUCGCAAAAGGGUCAGAAUCACCGAACUCAUUCCUGGAUCAAGAGUAUAGACGACGAUUUCCUCUCGUGGAAGAAGAGGCCGUCCUGUACUGCUACGAGUAUGAACCCAACCACGGACCUACAACAUCCCGCCGAGACAGCACACCUACUUACGGUCGUCUGAGGCCUAUCUCUAUGCCUGCAGAGUAUAACUGGGUUCCUGACUACGAGGACCCAGCUAGAAUGAAGAGAGAAGGUCGGAGAGAAAACUCUCUGUUGCGGUAUGUAAGUGAUGAGAAGGCUGCCGAACUAGCGGGGCGCAGCAUGAAGAGAGACACGGGAAAACGCGGCAAGAAGAAGAGUGAGAAGAGCGGGAGCCCCACCCACUACACCCUUCUCCCCACCCUCCAAAUGGAGGUUCUCCGUCAGGAAUCCAUGAACAAGUCUAACCCCGACUCCACCUCUCUAUACCAUACAUUCCAGGGAUCCUCUCUGCUCUCCAAGACCAAGAAAAAGAGUAAAGGGGCUCCGCUGUCCUCCAUCAGUAAGAGACGAAUCUCCUGUAAGGACCUGGGUCGUGGGGACUGUGAGGGCUGGCUGUGGAAGAAGAAGGAUGCAAAGAGCUAUUUCUCGCAGAAAUGGAAGAAGUACUGGUUUGUUUUGAAGGACGCCUGUUUGUACUGGUACAUGAAUGAAGAGGAUGAGAAAGCCGAAGGUUUCGUCAGCCUCCCUGAGUUUAAGAUCGACAGAGCCAGUGAAUGUCGCAAAAAAUAUGCAUUUAAAGCAUGCCAUCCCAAAAUCAAGAGCUUCUACUUCGCAGCAGACGGCGUGGACGAUAUGAACAGAUGGUUGAGUCGUCUCAACAUGGCGGCUGCCGGCUACGCAGAAAGAGAGCGAAUCCGUCAAGAACAGGCAGACUACUGGAGUGAAAGUGAACACGAAGACAAUGACACGCCCUCGACACCCAAGCAAGACAGCCCACCGCCCCCUUAUGACACAUACCCACGGCCCCCCUCGAACCAGGUGAGUUGUGCCAGUCCUUACCUAGAACCCAAGCACGGCCGCCUCUCAUCCACAGAAACUUCCCAGUCUCGCUCCUCUCACGAGGAGUACCGCUCUGAACCGCAUGGGGGUAGCAGCAGCGGAGGAGGUUCCCCAGCUCGGAAGUCCACCAGCCAACGGCGCUCAUGGCAGGACCUGAUUGAAACCCCUCUGACCAGCUCAGGCCUCCACUACCUGCAGACGCUGCCCCUAGAGGACGCUGUGUUCUGUGAGCCAGGUCCAGGUCUUUCUCCAGAAUAUCGCCGCCAAUCCACUCUGCCUGCCCAACGCACAAUGAUGCAGGAACAUUACGGGCCCUUCCCAUUGCUCGAAGGGGAGAGGCUCCGAGACCCUUGUAAUGCAGCCGGGAAACCCCGCAGCUUCACCUUGCCUCGGGAUAGUGGCCUGCAUGCCCUCCUCACACCCUCCGCCAGCAUGGCAGAACAACGGGACCCCGGCCGUAGGGAGCUCAGCCGUUCACACUGCAUCAAUAACGGCGGGGAGCAGGAGUGCCACGGGCAUGCGGAUUCGCUUGGUGAUUUGUACCGGGCGCUGGAGCGUGCCAGUCUGUCGCCUAUUGGUGAGCACCGCCUUUCCACCCGUCUGGAAUACAAACACCUUUUCAUCCGGCGUUGCAACGAUCCACAGCUAAAUGACAAACUGCAUCAUCUCCGCAUCCUGCAGAGCACGCUAAAGGACAGGGAGGGCGAGGUAGCACUGAUUGACAAGCUGCUGGCCAAUCCUAAGCUCACGUCCUCAGAGUUCCAGGAAUGGAAGAAAGUUUACAUGGAGCUGUUUUCAGGAGAGCCACAGCGGGACCGUCAGCCAAGCCCCGCCUCCGAGCCCAGCCCUGCGACCACACCUGAACCCGCCCCUCGCACACCCUCCCUCUCGCACACGCACUCCUACAUCGAGACUCACGUCUGACACACACAAUUGCACGCUUCGAACAAUCUACACAAAAAUACCACCACAUUAUUUGAAGUAUUUAUCAUUCACAUCCAGAGAACACUGUCUCCCUUUCAUCAUGGACCUUAGACAGUCAAACUAAAGUAAGGGUUGAAUUGGUGUUUCUGGACUCUAAUUUUGCAUUUUAAUUUAUGAGGCUGUGAGGAAUAUUUAUGUACAGAAUUAACUUAAUAAUGCAUUGAUGUGUGAAUCAACAAGUUACAUUAUUCAGUAAUCAACAUAAAAUAAACCAAGGUGUUAUAGAGAGCAUCUCGGAAUACAUGCACAGGGCGCACUUUAAGUAAAUACUUAAAAAUGUUUCAUAUUUGUUUGUAUCCAUUUAAGCAAUGCAAGUUGAUAUUUGUCAUUUUCUUAUGAAAUAUAGUGUUUAUGGUCUACAAUUUUUGCAGAAAAUAUAUGGAAUCACAAUAGUUAGUUUUGACCCUGCCUAUAAGUGACAGAUUUUUGUUUUGUUUUUGUUUUUUUUUUUACAUUUAAUUUAAAUGUAUCAUGGAUAUUUGAUAUAUCAGCCAAUAUCUGCUAUUUAAUUGUGCAUGCACAUAAUUUUUUACACUUGGAUUACCUGUCACCUAAUACUCAAUUGAAAUAUUUUUUUAAAAACUAUUAACUAAUGAAUUAAUAAUUUAAAAACAAAUGUAAAAAUAAAUAUAGUAUGUUAUAAUUUUGUGAUGCCUAAAUUCACUUUUAGCAUGUUACAGUACACUAUACAUUUAAAAAAUAUAUAUUUAGAAGAAUUUUUCAGAUUUUUUAUUUUUAUUUCAGUUUAUCCCAUAGUUUCAUUUUAAGUCUGAACAGUCAACAUCACAAUCUCCACAAUUUUAAUCGAUUAAACACACUGUACUUCUAUGCCUCACAGCCUUGUUUUAAUUGAUGUCAAAUUUGAUACAGCUUCUUCCCUGAUUAAGGUCUUUAAACACAAAUUCACUUCUCACAUUUGCUUGUGCUUUCACAUUCUGACAGCAAUUACAGUCUCAGUCUACAUGUGCUUUUUAAAUACUUGAAAAACGUUGUUUACGCAGGCACAGAUAGCUGUACAAACAAAGCUCUCUCGAUGGCUAGAUUCACAACCCGCAAGCUUCAGAGUAUGCCACGUCUGUACAAGGGGUUGCCAUGGUUACCAGUCCUCCAGGCGGCUCAGACGAGGACAGACAAUGCCGUCGCACGGAGAACAAACCUGGCCUACCGCUAGACAGGAACCAACGGACUGAACUCUGAGAGGAAAUGCACAUCUGAUGCGCCGUUCGAACUCUAAACACACUGACUGGCACAUUGUGAUCCUGUGUUUGUCUGUCUUUUUGAAGCUAAUCUCUCAGUGGACACAGACGGUCAUCACACAAGUUAUCUGCUAUGUUUAUUUGCUACUUUAGCAUACUAUAUACUCUACUGUAUGAUACUAUAUGAUCCGAUGUUAUACAUCGGCUGGCCCCGACUUAUAGCACUUGUACAUUUGUGUGGAAGUUGUGUGCGUGUGCAUGAACAUGGAACACUUAUGUGGUUUUCUCAUCUCACCACAAUCUGCGUAGAGUGUUUCGAUACACCAAAAGGCAUAUUCCCAGUUCAAAAUCAGAUCAGUUCUAUUGACAGCAUCUUUGGCUUGGUGCCAGUUUCCACAGUCAGCAAUUUUGACUCGACUCAUAGUAAUGCUCUUAAAAUGGAAGGCUAUGGGACAAGCCAAUUUUCGGGCAGAAAAGCAGCUUAUGUUUGUGUCUCUAAAGUUGUCUAAGUGAUCCUUGUGAGACUUUUCGUGGAGCAGAACCUCUGGUAAUUCCUGAAGCGGGAUUUGUUUCUGUGUAAACAGACCUUUUCUGGUAUACUUGCGCUUAUCUUACAAAAGUUACAAGGUUUAUAGACUUCACACAGUCAAGAGUUGCAGUACAACACUUUUACAGGUUAGUUUAUUAAUUUGUACAUUGUAAUAAUUUGAUGCAAUAAAUUCAAUGUAAGGAAUGCACAUUUUAGUUAUAUAUUUGUGAUUUAUUUAGAUUUUCAUGUAUUUUAAAACAAUAUAGAAUUUUUAUAUUUUAUCACUUAUUGUCCAUAACAUAGAUAUAAUUAUUGGCUUAUCCGUAUAGGCCACUUUUUAUAUACCAAUGCAUCUCCAAUAGUUAUAAUGCUUAUUAUUAUUAUGAUUAUCCUGCGUAAUAUUUAAGUCCUGUGAAUCUAUGAGUUUUUGAUGUCGUAAACCUUAUUUUAGCAUAUAUUGUGGACCAGUGCCUUGUCCCAAUUAGAAACGAGUCAAAAUAAUUGAAUGUGGUAAUUGACAGAAUGCUAAAAAUGCUGUAGAUAGUGUUCAGCUUGUACUGAACCUGGAAAAUGUCUGUGUCGUGAACACUUCUCGACAGAGCGUAACGCUUUGCCAGACUCGGCCUCUGAUAACGGAUGAGUGUUCAGUGAAAUGUGUGGGCUUUGAUUGGAAGAAAAUUGCACAGGCUCCAUUAUCAAGAAGCAGCAUUAUCUCUGUAACAUGAGUCAAAUUAUGGAAGUUCUCUCUUCACUACUGUUUCCUGAUAUUAUGAGGUGAAAAUGAGAAUUCAUAAUCAAAACGGGACGGCACUUACAAGUGAUUGUGUGUCUGUGCACAAGGUGUGCUGUUCAUUUUGAAUGCUUAAUCUGAAAGAAGUUUUAUGCACUAUUGUGUUCAAUUCAAAAAAUUUUGGAGAAUUUGAAGUAUAGUAUUAUGUUUAAUUAUUGCAUACUUCUGUUUGGAUUCAAGUUUUCCAUUUCUACAAGCUGCCAUGCAGCUGUCCUGCACAGUGCUGCUAGUUAAGAGACAUUUAUGUCAAGACACCAGUGAGUUUAUAUGACAGACGUGGUCAUCACGACACAUUGCUGGUCCCAGCCCAGGGACUCGCCGGCGAUCAAAUCUGAUCAAAUCUGUUGCCCUGAACUCACCCCAGCAUCUGUCAGAAGCAGCAGCUCGACUCCUGAAAAUACAUGUAUAUCGUAAUUCGGGAGGCUGUCCAUCUUUAUAUACUCUCAUAGCAAAACAUCUCUUUCUGCAUGGCUUGUAGAUAUACCAGAGUCAUUUUUUUUAUUAUUAUUUCUAAACCGAAGCUGCCAAAUGAUUUAAUGUCAGUGUUUCAACUGUCAGGAAGGCUGUGCAGACCAAGAAGCACUCAGGCUCUCAGCAGACACAAAAAUGCUUUAUUUGUGAGUUUUAGGAACAUACUGAAUGUUCAGAAGAGAGUUUAUUGUAUGAUAAGAUGUGUAUUAUAUGAUGUACAUUGAUAUUUCAGGUAUGACUCUGAUGAUAUAAUGGAGCACAUUUCAUUCUGUAUGUAAUCAAGACAAUUAGCUUGAUUUAGUGAGAGACUCGGGUGCUAAUGUGUCCAUGAGAAUCAUGGGAAUGCAUUAGCUCUUAGCGAAAGUGAUUACAAGUGGGUCUAGAGCUACUAGAACAGAUGUUUAAUGGUAUUUUACUUUAGUAGUAGAUCAAAAUGAUUGUUAAUUUAGUGAAAACCAUGUUAUGUUUCUUUAGCAGCCCAUUUUUUAACACAAAGUUGUUGUAAAACCAUCUAGUUUAUCAGUAUCUGUGCUGCUGCCUGUCUUUAUUAUGAGUAGGGCAUGUCAUUUGGGCAGUGCAGUUUUCUAUGUGUUGUGUUUAGCAUACAACCUGGUAAAGUUUACUUCAUUUAUUACAUUAAUUUAAAAGAGACGUGUUGCUUUUUCCAGAUUUCAGUGUGAUUAUACCUAGAGUCAAUAAACUUUUAUGGAUG